Molecule: messenger RNA, 4380 nt
Organism: Colletotrichum siamense
Lineage: Eukaryota; Fungi; Ascomycota; Sordariomycetes; Glomerellales; Glomerellaceae
Gene: fer6-2
Product: Multidrug resistance protein fer6
Exons: 3
Coding region: 1-4380 (1459 amino acids)
Biological process (GO): transmembrane transport
Cellular component (GO): membrane
Molecular function (GO): ABC-type transporter activity; ATP binding; ATP hydrolysis activity
Source: RefSeq, a predicted model, not a curated record
AUGGCAGACAAGGAGGAGAAAACCAACAUAACGGCACCCGACCCACAAGCCGCUGCUGUUGAGCCCAUCACUCCCAAGGAGCCCGAAGAUGCCGCCUAUGUCAUCGACAUUGAUGGCACUGACGAGAAGAAUGAAAGUUCCGAUGUCGAUGAGAAGACUGCAAGGCCAGAGCUGAAAGCGACAAAAAGCCAUGCCACUGACACGAGUGUUGCUACCACGACCGCAAACCGACAACCUGAGAGCAAGCCAUGGUACAAGACGCCAAAUCCACUAAGAUGGGGCGGUGUCCCCCCAGUUCCAGAGGAGAGAAUCGUAUCCAGAGAACACAAGGCCGGCUUCUUCAGCCAACUGACCUUUCAGUGGAUGGCACCAUUGAUGAGUACAGGGUACAAGCGACAGCUUGAACCCAAUGACAUCUGGACCGUCAACCCGGACAGAGCCGCAGAUGUCAUGACUGACAAGCUGAAGGCUGCCUUCCAAAAACGCGUCGACAAAGGAGACAAGUACCCUUUGCUAUGGGCCUUGCAUGAAACUUACUUCUUCGAGUUUUGGCUCGGAGGCUUUCUCCAGCUGAUGUCCACCAUCUUCCAGGUCAUGUCACCUUUUACGCUGCGGUAUCUGAUCCAAUUCGCCAACGACGCUUGGGAUGCUGCAAACCAAGGACAGCCACCCCCAGCCAUAGGCAAAGGUAUCGGUUUGGUUCUUGGUGUUACCGUGAUGCAGAUUCUGCAGAGUCUGGGAACGAAUCAUUUCAUCUACCGUGGUAUGAUGAUCGGUGGACAAUCCAGAGCCGUUCUCAUCAGCGCCAUUUUUGAAAAGUCCAUGUCGCUGUCUGGUCGUGCCAAGGCCGGCGGCCUGAAAGAGGGUGCCAAAUCACAGACUGACGACAAGGGAAAGAAAAAGGAGAAGAAGGGAAAGAAGGGAGACGCCAAAGGGCCUGCCAUCUCGGGCGACGGCACCGGCUGGGGUAACGGACGAAUUGUCAACCUCAUGAGCGUCGACACGUACCGCAUCGACCAAGCCUGCGCUCUGUUCCAUCUUACCUGGACUGCCCCUAUCUCCUGCGUCAUCACAUUGGUUGUCCUGUGCAUCAACUUGAGCUACAGCGCACUUGCUGGAUUUGCGCUCCUCGUCGCUGGCAUUCCGCUGCUGACCAGAUCCAUCAGAAGCUUGUUCAAACGGCGAAAGGCCAUCAACAAGACCACCGACCAGCGAGUCAGCUUGACACAGGAGAUUCUGCAGUCAGUCCGGUUUGUGAAAUACUUUGGCUGGGAGAGCGCGUUUCUCGAACGCCUGAAGGAGAUUCGAAGCAGAGAAAUCCACGCCAUCCAGAUCUUGCUGGCCAUCCGAAACGCCAUCAAUGCUGUCAGUUUGUCGCUGCCUAUCUUCGCCUCCAUGCUCUCCUUCAUCACGUAUGCAAAGACCAAUAACGCACUCAACCCGGCCGAGGUCUUUUCGUCCCUUGCGUUGUUCAAUGGCCUUCGUAUCCCACUGAACCUGCUUCCUCUGGUUCUCGGCCAGGUCGUCGAUGCCUGGUCAUCCCUAAAGCGUAUCCAAGAGUUUCUGCUGGCUGAAGAACAAGAGGAGGAAGUGGUUUACAAGCCAGAGGGGGAAAACGCAUUGGAGAUGCACAAUGGCGGCUUUACCUGGGAGCGAACGCCGACGCAAGAAUCGGAGAAGACUAUAGGCGGAAAGGGGGGAAAGAAGGCACCUGCUCAGCCCGCAGCGGCAAAGAAGACCGAAGAGCCGGUCACUUCCUCUGGGGAUAGCACUGGAGAUGGCGCCAGCACACUUGUGGAGGAAGAACGCGAACCCUUCAAGCUGCAGGACCUCAAUUUUGAGAUCAAGAGAGAUGAGCUGGUAGCAGUUAUCGGUUCCGUCGGGAGCGGAAAGACCUCGCUGCUAGCUGCACUUGCAGGCGACAUGAGAAAGACAUCCGGCGAGGUCGUGCUUGGUGCGUCUAGGGCUUUCUGUCCUCAAUAUGCUUGGAUCCAGAACGCCUCGGUUCGGGAUAACAUCCUCUUUGGCAAAGAUAUGGACAAGGCCUGGUACCAAGAGGUCAUCAACGCGUGUGCCCUUCGACCUGAUAUGGCCAUGCUUCCCAACGGCGAUCUGACUGAAAUCGGUGAAAGAGGCAUUACCAUUUCUGGUGGUCAAAAGCAGCGUCUCAACAUCGCCAGAGCCAUCUACUUCGAUGCGGAUGUCGUGCUGAUGGACGACCCUUUGUCGGCCGUCGACGCGCAUGUUGGACGUCACAUCUUCGACAAUGCUAUUCUUGGUCUCCUGAAGGGCAAAUGCAGAGUCCUGGCGACUCAUCAGCUGUGGGUUCUAAACCGAUGUGACAGGGUCAUCUGGAUGGAGGGUGGCAAGAUCCAGGCUAUCGAUACGUUUGACAAUCUGAUGAGGGAUCACCGUGGGUUCCAGCAACUACUGGAGACGACCGCCGUUGAGGAGAAGGAGGACGAUGCCCCGCCCACCAACUUGACCGAGGCCCCCGCAGCCGAUAAGAAGAAGAACAAGAAGGGUGCUGCGCUCAUGCAGCAAGAAGAGCGAGCAGUGUCGAGCGUUCCCUGGAAGGUGUACACCGACUACAUCCGCGCUUCCGGAAGCAUUCUCAACGCCCCCUUCCUGGUCUUCUUGUUGCUCCUCUCGCAGGGUGCCAACCUUAUGACGAGUUUGUGGUUGUCGUACUGGACCAGCAAGAAGUACCCGCUCUCGGACGCACAGUAUAUCGGCGUGUAUGCCGGCCUUGGUGCGGUCCAGGCCUUGCUGAUGUUUAUCUUCUCCCUGCUCCUAUCCAUCCUGGGCACGAACUCGAGCAGAGUCAUGCUUCGUCAGGCAGUCACCAGGGUCCUUCGCGCGCCGAUGUCGUUUUUUGAUACCACUCCGCUUGGCCGCAUCACGAACCGGUUUUCGAGGGAUGUGGACGUAAUGGACAACAACCUCACGGAUGCCAUGAGAAUGUACUUCUUCACGCUGGCCAUGAUCAUAUCCGUUUUUGCCCUCAUCAUCGCCUUCUUCCACUAUUUUGCCAUCGCUCUCGGACCUCUCUUCGUCUUCUUUAUCCUCGCCGCUUCCUACUAUCGUGCAUCGGCGCGCGAGGUCAAACGGUUCGAGUCGGUCCUCCGCUCAACUGUGUUCGCCAAGUUCGGCGAGGGUCUGAGUGGUGUAGCCAGCAUUCGAGCAUACGGCCUCAAAUCCCACUUCAUCGCCGACCUACGCAAGUCGAUUGACGAGAUGAACGCGGCGUACUAUCUCACGUUUUCCAACCAACGUUGGCUUUCGACCCGCCUCGAUCUCAUCGGCAACCUUCUCGUCUUCACCGUCGGCAUCCUCGUCGUGACAUCCCGCUUCAGCGUGCCGCCAAGUAUCGGAGGCCUCGUGCUCAGCUACAUCCUGGGCAUUGUGCAGAUGAUUCAGUUCACUGUCCGCCAGCUCGCUGAAGUUGAAAACGGCAUGAACGCCGUCGAGCGCAUCCAAUACUAUGGCACCCAGCUUGAAGAGGAGGCGCCACUUCACACCAUCGAAGUGCGUCCGUCAUGGCCAGAGAAGGGUGAGAUCGUCUUCGAUAAUGUCGAAAUGCGCUACCGCGCCAACCUCCCCCUUGUCCUGUCGGGCCUGUCGAUCCACGUCCGGGGCGGCGAGCGCAUCGGCAUCGUCGGCCGUACCGGCGCAGGCAAGUCCUCCAUUAUGUCGACCCUCUUCCGCCUCGUCGAGCUUUCAGGGGGUCACAUCACCAUCGAUGGCGUCGACAUCUCCACCAUCGGCCUCCACGACCUCCGUUCCCGCCUCGCCAUCAUUCCCCAGGACCCGACGCUGUUCCGCGGCACCGUCCGCUCCAAUCUCGACCCCUUCAGCGAGCACACCGACCUCGAGCUCUGGUCCGCACUUCGUCAAGCAGACCUCGUCCCGGCGGGUGCGAACCUCGGCGAUCCGCGCUCCAAGGACCCGGCCCGGAUUCAUCUCGACUCCGUCGUCGAGGAGGACGGCCUCAACUUCUCCCUCGGCCAGCGCCAGCUCAUGGCUCUCGCGCGCGCCCUCGUCCGCGGCAGCCGCAUCAUCGUCUGCGAUGAAGCGACGUCGUCGGUUGACAUGGAGACGGACGACAAGAUCCAGAACACCAUCGCCACAUCCUUCCGCGGCAGGACGCUCCUCUGCAUCGCGCAUCGUCUGCGCACGAUCAUUGGCUACGACCGCAUCUGCGUCAUGGACGCAGGUCGCAUCGCCGAGCUCGACACCCCGCUGGCGCUGUGGCAACGCGAGGGUGGCAUCUUUAGAGGCAUGUGCGACCGCAGCGGCAUCAGACUUGAGGACAUCCGCGGCGCGAGCGAGGAGAUGGGGUCCAAGGACCAGGCGGGCGAGUCGAGUCGCCAGAUUUGA